AUGCUAACCUUCGUGCUAACAGUUCUUCUAAUGUGUCGAGUGGGAACGCAAGCCUAUACUCUCAGCGCAAGUGGGUGUGCAGAGAGAGAAACCGUUCCUCUGCAAGUCACCGUGGACGGCAGAGAAUAUAGUCUCCCACAGUACGAGUGCGACGCCUGUGGGAGCGAGUGUAUUCAGCUGUAUAGUACGAUUGGAGGCGCGUAUAUCAGCGGCAAAGAAUACAGUCUCCCACAGUACGAGUACGACGCCUGUGGGAGCGAGUGUAUUCAGCUGUAUAGUGAAAACGCGCAGGGCACAAACAAUAGCGAAGAAACCGCCACUCAGGCCCGGGACUUCAGCGAAGCGUCCAAGAACAACGCAAAUAUAGACCGAGGCGUGAGCGGGAGACCUCGCCCAGAGAGCUACGUGCUGUGUGGCGUCCCUCGACCACUCGCAGGGACGUGCUCCUGCGCCGCCACCUGCUCAGUCAGUGCCAUGGAUCCUCCCGCUGCCCACUCCUUCCUCCUCCUCCUCCUCCUCUCCUUCCUCCUCGUGCCCCGUUGCUGUGUGGCCAUGUACGAGGAGCAGACCCCACAGAUGGAGCUCCAGUCAGCUGUAGUGGUUAAUCAGCUGACGUUGUCGCAGCAGACAGAGGCGUUGAAGGAAUUGCUCAACACUACUCGCGAGAAGUGCACCUGCUGUCACCACGAAGGUAAUGCGUCGACCGCAUCGCUAGACAAGGCUACGGGUGUUCUUUCGGAGCUCAGGGAUGUGCUGUCUGUACUCGCGAAAAAGUCAGGAGGUCCUUGGUGCCCCUACCCGUACACUCAGGUGGUAGACGAGUGCUUCCACGCCCACAGCAAGAAGCUCACUUGGUCCCAGGCGCGUCACGUGUGCAGAGGCAUGGGCGGCGAUCUGGCAGAACCGAAGCACCUCUACGCCCUCCAGACCUACUUGGCUCAAACUUACGGCCCCGGCUACUUCUGGGUGGGCGGCACCGACGAGGGCACCGAGGGGCGCUGGCACUGGGUGUCCGGACGGCCGCUGGACCCUGUCGACUGGCUCUUUUCCCGUCCCGACAACCUGGGCGGUGACGAGCACUGUCUGGAGAUCGUCAUGUCCGAUUAUCCGAAGCUGUUCAACGACGAGACUUGCUCCAUCGCGCAGAGAUUCAUCUGCCAGUACAGAGGCUGAAGCAGUAAAGAUUAGUUUUACGGAAUGA
Messenger RNA from Penaeus chinensis, 1201 nucleotides. RefSeq lists its product as uncharacterized. The coding region runs from base 1 to 1173 and encodes 390 amino acids. The transcript is spliced from 8 exons. The record is from RefSeq and is a predicted model, not a curated record. Lineage: Eukaryota; Metazoa; Arthropoda; Malacostraca; Decapoda; Penaeidae.